Molecule: messenger RNA, 1152 nt
Organism: Lathyrus sativus (Indian pea)
Lineage: Eukaryota; Viridiplantae; Streptophyta; Magnoliopsida; Fabales; Fabaceae
Source: the annotation of a GenBank genome assembly
AUGGCUUUGACUUUAUUCUCCAACAUUUCAGCACCAUUCUUCUCUCAUCACACUCACACCCAAACCAAUUUCCAACAUUACACCCAUUCCUUUUUCCCAACCCGCCAUGAAAUUUUGACAUUCUUCUCUUCCAAGUUCAACCACUCCUCUGUAUACGCACCAACUAUCACGCCUAUCCAUUUGCAUAAUUUUUCCACAGCUUUCUCAGCCGGAGACGGAGGCAGGUUUCCGGGAAGUGGAGGUGGUGGUGGUGAUGGUGACGGGGAAGGCGAUGAGGAGGAAGAAAGGGACAGGAAUAGGAAAGAGGCAAUGCUGGUUCUGGCGGAGGCUGGAAGGUCGCUGGAGAGUUUCCCAGCGGAUUUAGCAGUUGCUGUUAAGGCGGGACGGGUUCCGGGUUCGAUAGUGGGGAGGUUUUUUGAAUUGGAGAAGUCAGUUGUGUUUAGGUGGUUGUUCAAAUUUGAAGGGUUUAAGGAAAGGUUGUUGGCUGAUGAUUUGUUCUUAUCCAAGCUUGUUAUGGAAUGUGUUGUUGUCAUCUUCACCAAGGCUGCUGCAGAGUUGGAGCGGCGUAAAGAAAAUUUCACAAAGGAGAUGGAUUUUGUUGUUGCUAAUGUGGUGACAGGAAUUGUAACAGGUUUUGUGCUUGUGUGGUUUCCUGCUCCAACUGUUUCUCUUAAACCUCCUCCAGCAGUUACAGCUGGACUUAUCGCCAAAUUCUUCUAUGGCUGUCCCGAAAAUGCUUUUCAGGUGGCUUUGGCGGGAACAUCAUACACACUUCUACAAAGAAUAGGUGCUAUAGUGCGAAAUGGGGCAAAGCUGUUCGUAGUUGGAACCGGUGCUUCACUGGUUGGUAUAAGUAUAACAAACGCAUUGAUCAAUGCACAGAAGACUGUAAAUAAAGCAUUUUCGGUUGAAAAUUUACCGGUAGUUUCAACUAGUGUAGCUUAUGGGAUUUACAUGGUAGUAGUAAGCAACCUAAGGUACCAAGUACUUGCAGGAAUUAUCGAGCAACGGAUUCUAGAACCGUUGCUACGUCGAAACAAGCUUAUGCUAACUGCAGCAUACUUUGCUGUUAGGACUGCAAAUACUUAUUGGGGCUCACUACUAUGGGUGGAUUUUGCUCGAUGGGCUGGAGUCCAGAAGAUAAAGGGUUAA